Messenger RNA from Lipotes vexillifer (Yangtze River dolphin), 3412 nucleotides. It is a transcript of the gene ARL4C, whose product is annotated as ARF like GTPase 4C. Bases 91 to 1230 code for a protein of 379 amino acids. The record is from RefSeq and is a predicted model, not a curated record. Lineage: Eukaryota; Metazoa; Chordata; Mammalia; Artiodactyla; Lipotidae. The transcript has 2 exons. Gene Ontology annotation, molecular function: GTPase activity; GTP binding.
AGGUACGCCCAGCCGCGUCGGGCCCGUAACUGCUCGGGGGGCGGCGCCCUCCCGCCGCAGCCGCAGUGGCCGGCGCCGCAGCGAGGAGCCAUGGGCAACAUCUCUUCCAACAUCUCGGCCUUCCAGUCCCUGCACAUCGUCAUGCUGGGUUUGGACUCGGCCGGCAAGACCACGGUGCUCUACCGGCUCAAGUUCAACGAGUUCGUGAACACGGUGCCCACCAUCGGCUUCAACACGGAGAAGAUCAAGCUGAGCAACGGCACGGCCAAGGGCAUCAGCUGCCACUUCUGGGACGUGGGCGGCCAGGAGAAGCUGCGGCCGCUGUGGAAGUCCUACAGCCGCUGCACGGACGGCAUCAUCUACGUGGUGGACUCGGUGGACGUGGACCGGCUGGAGGAGGCCAAGACGGAGCUUCACAAGGUGACCAAGUUCGCAGAGAACCAGGGCACGCCGCUGCUCGUCAUCGCCAACAAGCAGGACCUGCCCAAGUCGCUGCCCGUGGCCGAGAUCGAGAAGCAGCUGGCGCUGCACGAGCUCAUCCCGGCCACCACCUACCACGUCCAGCCGGCGUGCGCCAUCAUCGGCGAGGGCCUCACCGAGGGCAUGGACAAGCUCUAUGAGAUGAUCCUGAAACGCAGGAAGUCCCUCAAGCAGAAGAAGAAGCGGACUAGUGACUCGACCUGGGUAUGUAGGCAGACUUGCCAACCUGAGCUCGACCUGCCGUCACCCCUAGCUCAGGGGACCUUUUGUCUGAACGCCAGAGCUGCUAAAGGGUUGGGGGCCCCACUGGGGAGUGGACGUGCAGGUCCCGCCGUAUGCCCUCCUGGCCCAGGUUGGAAGGCUCAGAUGUCAGAGACAAAAGCGAUUUCUUCCUACUGCAGCAGGGCCAGAAGUUCAGGCUUCCCUGCCCUCAAUGGAGAUCGCACCUGUGAAUUUCCUGAGGUAUGCGGUUCCCAGAACCCCGGGAGUACCCGUCUGGGGACAUGGUGGCAGUGGGAGGUGCUGGGGGGGACAGCCUCUCCUUGGGCUGUGAAAGCUGGACAAUUUUAUGUCACAGGGCAGGCCCCUGUGAAAAUUCAUCUGUCCUGCCCUGGGCCCAAACGAGGUGCUGGUUUGGGCCAUCAGAGGACUGCCUGGAACAGUACGGCAGCUGGAAGGCACGGGGCGCUGCGCUGGCCUCCUCUGGGGAAUGCCCGCGAAGAAUGCCCCUUUCCUGGUGCUUUGUGGUAGCUUCAGAAGACCAGUUAUGUUGAGAACUGCUUUUCAGCCUGGAAUCAGACAUCUUCCAGAUGGUUUGGACUCUGUCCAUGUGUAGGUCAUUAUCACACAAAGAGACCAAUAAAAAAAAAAAUAGAAAAAAACAAAAAACUGUUGGAGGUGGUGGCCAAUGAUGCAUUUUCUGUUUGCAGAAUAGUUAAAGGUGUUUAAAGGGUAAGGCUCUUGACAUCAAUGCUGGAUGCGGUGUGUGUGUGUAGAUGCAGGGACCUCCCUCUGCACUGUGUAAUCGGCACACAUUUCUAGACCCAUAUGUGUGGAAUCUUAAAUUCUCUUAGCCUACUGUUUGGCUUGUGUGAGCACACCAGCUGCAGAUGUGUGCUGAAUGACAAGCGGGUUUUGGCAAGGGAUGUCUCUUGUAAUCCUAACCGCUUGAUGAUGGGUUAUGGUUUUCAGACAUGUUUUUUUUUUUUUUAAUCUGCUACGAAUGAAUACUCACCUUAGAAAUACUCAGUUUAGGAAAAAAAGACUUUGCUUUUCCCUUUUAGAUCCCUUUACACUGCAAGUGGUGACAUGUUCAGAUUUCUAAUUGGUUCAUUGUGGCCUAUCUGGUUUCAGUAUUUUCAUUACAAAUGUCUCGCUAGAGUAUUUGAUGUCAUGCACCAACAAAUAAAAGCCCACCUUGUUGCAAAAGCCGACCUCAUUGCAUGGAUUUAAAGGCAAGGGAAAAGCACAAGGAGGUCCUUCCUAAUUCCUUCUUGUGGAAACUGGUUGCAGAGCAAAUGCAGACACAGUGAGUGCUUGAGAUAAAGGAAAGCCUGUGACGUAAUGGUCACCUGUCCUCAGGCUCCUCACGUUUACUUGAAAGAGGCUUUGGAAACAGAUAAAGUGAAAGAAGAAGAAAUACCUAUUUUUAAUAAUGUAAUUUAAAAAAUCCUUUAUAAUCAGGACUGAGUCUUGGUUUGCAGAAGCUGUCAUUUACCCUGAAACACAGUAUCAAACAGGAAACUUAACGCUUCCUGUGUGAUUUUGAUUUCCUCUUUGAAUCUGCGUUUACAGGUGGAAUUAUGUUUUUUUCCCCCACUAUGAUAAAUUUCUUUGCAAAGGAGGCCUUUAGAAAUUGAGUAUGAUCAUGUGUGUGAGCAUGUGAGAGUCAAAUUAUAAAUCCAUGCCUAUUUUCCACUGCACUCAAAAAGUUAAUUUAAGAACCAGAGGUAGAAGUCCCGGCUUCCUGCCUGAAACCCAAUUCUCCUAUGAAAUAUUUUAAAAGAAGAAACCUAGCAGUCCAUCUUCCUUUUCUCUUUUGUCCGUGUAUUUGGUACCCCUCCAAUGCUGGUCUUUUUGUAGAAACUCAGUAGAGAAAAUAUAGCUGAGCAGUGUUGAAAAGCCUGCAAGAUUUCAGUUUACAUAUCGACAGCAUAGUCACUGAUUUCUAAAUGGGCUGGUCCCAUCAUCUGAAGAUUCUGUAUAGAAUUAUUAAAAAAAAAAAAAUCCAUCUUUCUUUAUUUUCUUCACAUGCAACAAUUUCUUAAGCACUUUGACAUUUUGGUAGUUCCACACUAUUGAGAGAAUAAUAUAUUUAUUUUGUGACAUUGCAGAUGCCAAAUACUGUAACCUUCUCGUGCUGACAAUACUUUGGUUCAAGAUCACUGUUCAUAUCCUCUCAUGCUUUACCAGUGAUGCGAAAUGAGUGUUUUUUGCAUUAUCGGUACUUAAGGGUGCAGUCAACUGUUAGUAACUGUGCAGUAGAGCUCUGUGGUGUAGCAACCAAUAGUUGAAUCUCAGUUGAUUUCUGUAGUGUUUGCCCAAAUAAUAGCCCAUUUCAUCUCUGACCAAAUGGAGGAAACACAGGCUAAAUCACCUUGGAGCGGUCACCCGGAGAGUCCCCUCCAACGCAGCCGCUGAUUUAUUAUGCCUCCUGCUCUUGGGAGAAUGAAUGGGCUCCACGUAUAGAGGAAGUUGGCCUCCCUGCACGAGCUUUUGAAAUGUUUUCUCAUAGACACAGGGAGGCCAGUUUUGUUUCCGAACGAUUCUCUUCACAAAAUCUCUGUCAUGGUGUUGGGACUAUGUCUCCUGGUUUGUUUCCAUUUCUACUGCUGUAAUUCUCUGUCCUAAUCAUUUUCCUCUUUGGGUUCCCGUUUCCUUUUAUAUGCAUAUAUGAUCCUGUGAACAGAAAUAAAUUAUUUAUACAAUCAAA